This is a messenger RNA of Nelumbo nucifera (sacred lotus), 789 nucleotides long. RefSeq names its product NDR1/HIN1-like protein 13. The record is from RefSeq and is a predicted model, not a curated record. NCBI's taxonomy places the organism in Eukaryota, Viridiplantae, Streptophyta, Magnoliopsida, Proteales, Nelumbonaceae. Gene Ontology annotation, cellular component: plasma membrane. Gene Ontology annotation, biological process: defense response to other organism.
AUGACUGACAGGAUCUACCCUGCUUCCAAGCCCAACUCCAACCCUCCCCAGACGCUCAACGGAAACGGCAACCCGAGCUUCCCCGCCACCAAAGCUCAGCUCUACGGUGCUACUCGCCCCGUGUACCGUCCUCAGCCCAAAUCACGGCGCCACCGCCGUAGCUGUUGCUGUCUCUGUUGCCUUUGGAGUACGCUUCUCAUCAUCGCUCUCGUCUUCCUAGCCGCCAUUGCCGCUGGAGUUGUAUGGCUCCUCUACCAUCCUCAGCGCCCCACUUUCUCUGUCUCCACCGUCCGGAUCUCCCGGUUCAACCUCACCACCUCCAAAGACACUACUUCUCACCUUAAUUCCCAACUGGAUCUCGCCAUUUCAACUCGAAACCCCAACAAGAAGAUCGUCUUCUUAUACGAUCCCAUCACCGUCACUGUGAGCUCCACCGGCGUCGAUGUAGGAAACGGAUCGUUCCCGUCCUUCACUCAUGGCACUAAGAACACCACCACGCUGAAAACCUCAAUAUCAUCCAGUGGAGCCGCAGAUCUGGAUGCGGCGUCCGCCACUUCGCUCAAGUCAGAUCUGAAGAGGAAGAACGGGUUACCGUUGGAAAUUCAGUUGGAGACGAAAGUCAAAGUGAAGAUGGGAAGCCUCAAGACUAAGAAGGUUGGGGUUAGAGUUACAUGCGAUGGAAUCGAUGUUGCUGCUCCCAAGGGUAAGACUCCGUCCUCACUGUCUCCGUCGUCAGAUCCCAAAUGUAAGGUCGAUCUUCGAUUCAAGAUCUGGAAAUGGACCUUCUAG